AUGACGAAGAAAACUUUCUUUUCGAAUCUUAUUUCCUUCUCCUUUUGCAUUUUUCUAUUGUUCGGCUAUUCUUUCGCGAAAACUAAAGUUGAAAGCACAGGUACCGAAAAACCUCACGUGACAAAAAGUACAACUGUUCAUCGGCCGCGACGCGUUUUUCCAUUCGCGCCACCGCCACCAAUACCUGAUAGUGGUAAUCAUCCUUCAAAAUUUCCACUUACAUGGCCAUUUACUUUCCCACCGUCGCCUGGUUUUAAAUUUCCACCAAUUCCUCCAUUUGCUUUUCCACCAUCGCCUGGUUUUAAGUUUCCACCAAUUCCUCCAUUUGCGUUUCCACCAAUUCCUCCAUUUGCGUUUCCACCAUUGCCUGGUUUUAAAUUUCCUCCAAUAUUUCCUCCAUUCCCUGGAACCCCUCCUAAUGAUGGUGCCAAAGGUGAUGGUAGUAAUAAGAAGAAUUGA
Messenger RNA from Nicotiana attenuata, 459 nucleotides. Its product is annotated as vegetative cell wall protein gp1-like. Bases 1 to 459 code for a protein of 152 amino acids. The transcript has a single exon. Lineage: Eukaryota; Viridiplantae; Streptophyta; Magnoliopsida; Solanales; Solanaceae. The record is from RefSeq and is a predicted model, not a curated record.